Molecule: messenger RNA, 6172 nt
Organism: Silurus meridionalis
Lineage: Eukaryota; Metazoa; Chordata; Actinopteri; Siluriformes; Siluridae
Gene: ap3d1
Product: adaptor related protein complex 3 subunit delta 1
Biological process (GO): protein targeting to vacuole; neurotransmitter receptor transport, postsynaptic endosome to lysosome; synaptic vesicle budding from endosome
Cellular component (GO): AP-3 adaptor complex; presynaptic endosome; membrane coat
Source: RefSeq, a predicted model, not a curated record
UUCUAGACGCUGGCGGUCGUUGAGUGAGUUUGCAGUUACAGGAGGAGGAGAAGAAGAAGGUGUUGGUGGAGGAGGAGGAGAAGAAGAAGAAGAAGAAGGUGGUGGUGGUGGUGGUGGAGGUACGGAUCCAGCUGGCAUCGCCUUCUUCAGGCUAGGAUUAUCACAGCGCUAGUGUUCUCCUCAGGUGGAUGUAAGCGCGUCUAGCGGGCCUGUCAGCUCGGGAAAACAGCGCUAAGCUCGGCUUUGGAGGAACAUCAGCAGCCAUGGCGUUAAAGAUCGUAAAAGGAAGCAUCGAUCGGAUGUUUGAUAAAAACCUUCAGGAUUUAGUACGUGGCAUUAGGAACCACAAGGAGGAUGAGGCCAAAUACAUCUCCACAUGCAUCGACGAGAUCAAGCAGGAACUCAAACAGGACAACAUCGCUGUCAAAGCCAAUGCAGUGUGCAAGCUCACCUAUUUGCAGAUGCUUGGAUAUGAUGUCAGCUGGGCUGCGUUCAACAUCGUUGAGGUGAUGAGCUCUUCUAAGUUCACCUUUAAGCGAAUCGGAUACCUGGCAGCCUCACAGUGCUUUCAUGAAGGCACUGAUGUCAUCAUGCUGACAACCAAUCAGAUUCGCAAGGAUCUCAGCAGUCCUAAUCAGUACGACACUGGCGUGGCUCUGACCGGCCUCUCCUGCUUUGUGACCCCUGACCUGGCCCGUGACCUGGCAAACGACAUUAUGACUUUGAUGUCCCACACGAAGCCGUACAUCAGGAAGAAGGCUGUGCUCAUCAUGUAUAAAGUGUUCCUGAAGUACCCCGAGUCCCUGCGUCCUGCCUUCCCCCGUCUGAAAGAGAAACUGGAGGACCCUGACCCAGGUGUGCAGUCAGCAGCAGUUAACGUCAUCUGUGAGCUGGCCAGAAGAAACCCGAAGAACUACCUGUCCCUCGCCCCCCUUUUCUUCAAGCUUAUGACUUCCUCCACCAACAACUGGGUCCUCAUCAAGAUAAUCAAACUGUUUGGUGCCCUCACCCCUCUGGAGCCUCGUCUCGGGAAGAAGCUGAUUGAGCCCUUAACUAACCUCAUCCACAGUACCUCGGCCAUGUCACUGCUGUAUGAAUGUGUGAACACAGUGAUCGCAGUGUUGAUUUCUCUCUCCUCUGGGAUGCCCAACCACAGUGCUAGCAUUCAGCUCUGUGUGCAGAAACUGCGAAUCCUGAUCGAAGACUCGGACCAGAACUUGAAGUACUUGGGUCUCCUGGCCAUGUCCAAGAUCCUUAAGACGCACCCGAAGUCAGUGCAGUCACACAAAGACCUGAUCCUGCAGUGCCUGGAUGACAAGGACGAGUCCAUCCGACUGAGGGCUCUGGAUCUUCUAUAUGGCAUGGUCUCUAAGAAGAACCUGAUGGAGAUUGUGAAGAAGCUAAUGUUGCACGUCGAUAAGGCUGAAGGCACCACAUACAGGGACGAGCUGCUUACCAAGAUUAUUGACAUUUGCAGCCAGAGCAACUACCAGUACAUCACUAACUUUGAGUGGUACAUUAGCAUUCUGGUGGAACUAACGCGGCUCGAAGGCACCCGGCAUGGUCAUAUCAUCGCCUCCCAGAUGCUGGACGUGGCCAUCCGUGUGAAGGCCAUCCGAGCGUUCGCCGUGGCUCAGAUGGCCACGCUGUUAGACAACGCGCACCUGCUGACAGGCAACACGCAACGCAACGGCAUCUGCGAGGUCCUCUAUGCCGCCGCGUGGAUCUGUGGGGAAUUCUCAGAGCACUUGGAGGACCCCAUGCAGACUCUGGAGGCCAUGUUGCGCCCCAAAGUGGCAACCCUGCCAGGCCACAUCCAGGCCGUGUAUGUGCAGAAUGCUGCGAAACUUUUUGCGACGUUGCUGCAAAAACACGAGGGGACAGAAGACAGCCAGGUUGCUCAGGAGGCCAGCCAACUGCUCAUAGAGAGACUGCCUCUAUUCGUCCAGAGCGCUAAUCUGGAAGUGCAGGAGAGGGCGUCCUGCAUUCUACAGCUGGUGAAAUACAUCCAGAAGCUGCAGCAGAAGGAUGUGGAAGUAGCUGAGGAAGUAUCUGCACUGUUUGCAGGAGAACUCAACCCUGUAGCUCCUAAAGCUCAGAAGAAAGUGCCUGUGCCUGAAGGACUGGAUCUGGAUGCCUGGAUCAAUGAACCUCCAUCUGAGAGCGAGUCUGAGGAUGAGAAGCCCAAGUCUAUCUUUGCUAAAGAGGAGCCCAAGCACUCUCGACCUCGCCAUACCGAAGUGGAUGAGAAGGAGCUUGCAAGGAGACGGGAAGUUCGGAAGCAGGAACAAGCCAACAACCCCUUCUACAUUAAAUCUCCCUCUGCUCAGAAGGUGUAUCAGGACAUGCCAGGUGUUGAGCACAUUCCAGUGGUACAGAUCGACCUCAGCGUGCCACUCAAAGUCCCGGGGAUGCCCAUGUCGGACCAGUACCUGAAGCUGGAGGAGGAGCGUCGGCUGAAGGAAAAGGUGGAUAAGAAGAAGAGGGAGAAAAAGAAGAAGAAAGAGAAGCGUGGGAAGGGGAAGAGAGCUGACUCAGGCCCCGAGAGUGAAGAAGAUAUCACACCUGCUCAGCAGGUGGACAUCAUGACUGAAGAGAUGCCGGAGAACGCCUUACCGAGUGACGAUGAUGACAAAGACCCUAAUGAUCCACACAAAGCCCUGGACAUUGACUUGGACAAGCCCCUGGCUGAUACUGAGAAGCUGCCAGUGAGGACACACCGCCCUGAGUUCGUUAAGAGCCCUGGGACAGAUGAGGAUGGAGAGAGCAUCCGACAGGAGUAUAAGAAGAGGAGCAGCAAGGAAAAGAAAGAGAAGAAGAAGGACAAGGAUAAGGAGAGAAAGAAGAGCAAAGAGGAGGAGAAGAAGAAAAAGAAGAAGAAACGCAGAAAUGAUGUCGAGGAAGAGCCACUGGAGGCUCACUCAGAAAAUCCAGUGCAAUCAGAAGAGACCAGUGUGGCGGUGACUCCACCCGCCUCAGCGUCUGCCGAGGCCUCCGAUUUGGAUUUCUGGCUCUCUAGUGCUCCUGUUCCCCCAACUGCCAAGGAGGCAACUGUUCCAACACCUGCUGCAGCCCCUGAGACCACCGUCACCGCAGCCCCAGAUUCUGAAUCGGAUGAGCCCAAAGAUGAAGAACCCGAAGAGAAGUCGUCCAAACAUAAGAAGAAAAAGGUGAAGAAAGAGAAGGAGGAGAAGAAGAAGAAAAAGAGGCAUCACCAUCACCACCAUCACCACCACAGUGAAGGAGACGGGAGAGAUUCUGUACAGAACGGCACCAUGGAGGAGGAGGAGGAGGAGGAGCCUCUACCGCCCAUGUCCAACUACUGUCUCCUGGCUGAAAACACUUACAUCAAAAUGGUGUACGAUAUUCAGGGGAAUUUGCAGGAUGGCAGUCAGGUCGUGGUGUCCAUCAUCUUUGAGAAUAAGAGCAACAGUUUCCUGAAGUCCAUGGAAUUUAACGUUUUGGACUCCCUCAACUCCAAACUGCAGCGGCCCGAUGAUGCCGGACCACAUGAUGGGCUCGUCGUACCCUUCCAGUUGCCACCAGGGGUAUCAAACGAGGCUCGCUUCGUGUUCUCCGUGCAGAGCAUCAUCAUGCCUCAGAAACUGAAAGGAACCCUGACCUUCAUAGUGAAGUCAGAGGAUUCCUCCACUCAUGAGAAACUGGACUUCAAACUGCACUUUACCUGCACAUCAUACCUAAUCACAACUCCAUGCUACAGUGAUGCGUACGCCAAGCUGCUGGAGUCCGGGGACCUACAUAGCAGCUCUCUGAAGCUGGAGGGAGUCAACAUGCCUUUCCAUCACCUGUUGGCUAGAAUUUGCUUCCAUCACCACUUCUCUGUUGUGGAGAGGAUCGAUUCCUGUGCCUCCAUGUAUAGCAGGUCAAUCCAGGGUCACCAUGUCUGUUUGCUGGUCAAGUCCGCUGAUCAGACGGUGUCCAUCGACGCUAAAUGUGAUGAGUCAUCACUGCUGGGGAACGUGCUGGAAGAGAUAAAGCAGACCUUCUCGCAAUGCUGAUUGCGCCCGAGAGACAGACGGUGCCCGUGUACCUCCUUCUCCCUCACCGUCUCCCCGACCCAGACACUCAGAAUCAUAUCACAAACACUGAGGCCCCAUUUCUUCCCUUUUCUCCUUAUAAACCUGUAUAUUUAUUGGAACUCUCGAUUCGACUUUCUCAUUUUCCCCCCUCAUCCCCAUCCCCUGUGUGUGUGUGUGUGUGUGUGUGUGUGUGUGUGUGUGUGUGUGUGUGUGUGUGUGUGUGUGUGUGUGUGUGUGUUCAUCUCACUAACCACCGCCCACCUCGUUCUUCUCCCUCAUUGUCUUAACACAGUUUAUUAACUCGAUUUAUUUGUUCAAUGUGGUUGUUUUUCAUUUUUUUUUCGUUUGUUGCCUUCCUUCUUUUCCAGUGUUUUUACUGAGUCUGUUUAAUCUGUCUAUUAAACUUGCUCAGCAUCUGUUUCUUUUCUCUCUCUCUCUCUCUCUCUCUCUCUCUCUCUCCCUCUCCUGUGUGUGUGUCUUUCGUUUUUUGUUUGUUUUUUCUUCUUCCCCAAAUCAAGCCUGAAGCCCCACCCACAAUUUAUCCCAGCUGUCAAUCAAACAAUUGUUUUGUUUACCUUUUGCUGUUUCCCCUGUAACUGUAUUACACAGUUCCAAGUGUCACCUAGUGCUUUAUUUUUUUUUAUUUGAAAGUUCUACUACGGACCAGGUUUUUAUUCAGACUUGUUCCCAAAAAAGAAAGAAAUAACGUUCCAGUCCAGUGUGAGGGUUUUUUUUUUUUUUUUUUUUUUAAAUCAGUUGACUGAUACAGAUGUUGAUUUUCUUCCGUCUUCACGCUGACUAAAUAAAUCAAUCCCCACACUUUUACUCUAAACCUUCGUGCACGUAGCUUUUAACGAGUUCCCUACACACUACAGGAAGCGGUGAGGGUUUGAUUAAGGAAACACGCGUGUAAUUAGCGCACGGGAGGAUGAAGUUCGAGGAUCAUUAACUCGUGAUUCGCUUCUGAUUAACAAAAGAAUCCGUAUCGUCUUUUUCCCAAUAGAUUAUAAAGAACUUCUCGAACAGAUCAGUGAACAGAAACCAAAAGUAUCAGAUCAGAAUCCUUUCUUCAGUCAGUAUUGUACUUGGUGGUUCCUUGUAUCUCUCUUUCUCUCGCUCCUCCACGUGUCCUCGACGUCACUCCCGUCGGCGUCACUACUGUAACCACGUGUGAACCAGACGAUCAGAUUUGUGCUGAAUCCGCCGCCUGUUUUUUUUUCCGCUUUUUCUCCAUCUAAUGUAAUAAAUAAUCGAAGAUCUUGCUCAAAUAUAACUUCUGCUUUUGUUCAUCCUGGUCCAGAUCUCUGUAGCACAUAAAUGAAGCUUCUCUGAAUUUCUCGCACAGUUCUGUAUGAUUUAAACACUGAUGACCAACAAAGCUUCAGGCUGCGUUCAUGUAAAUAACCAACCAAUCAGACGUCGUCCCUCGACAUCCGCGACCACCCCGAAGUGCACAUUUCUGUAACCGUAAACACGCCUCUGAAGGUUUUAGAUGAACACGUGCGAAACCAUGACACGCAGGGAAGCACGUGUAAUUAUUAUUAUUAUUAUUAUUUAGAGGUUUAAUGUGGAGUUCCUUUCACUUUGAUUUUGCAUGAGAAAUUUACAAUCUGUUCAUUUUCGUCUGUCAAAGAAAAAAAAAGACAUCUUAAUUCCCCUGCAUUCCUUUUUCUUCUUUUCUUGUGUAUAUAAAUAUAUACAGUGUAUUAAGUGUAAGUUUGCGUCAUCAUGCUACACUUUCGGAUUGUAUUUUUAUCUGUUCAGUACAAAUUAGAAGAAAAAAAAUGGAUUUCAUCCUCCUAUUUUGCAUUAAACGAUAGAUUUUUUUGUUGAUGUUAGACGCUAAGAAAUAGUGUGUAACCAGCUCAUAAAAGCAUCCCAUGUACCCGAACCCCGACCCGAACCCCACCCGGAACCACAUCCCUCCUGAUCGACUGUAGCUCAAAUCUCGCUGGAUUUUUUUUUUGCUUGUAUCCCUCGAUAUACUCAGUGCUCUUCUUCUGAAGGUACUGCUCCUCCUUCUACUCUGUAUUUUCUGACUGUAUGAUGUAAUAUAAUGUUUCAAGAAUAAAUGAAUGACCAGUGAUUUUGUUCUUUACAUUCCCUUUAAUUAAAAGGUUUCCCCCAGCAGA